Molecule: messenger RNA, 2177 nt
Organism: Caenorhabditis angaria
Lineage: Eukaryota; Metazoa; Nematoda; Chromadorea; Rhabditida; Rhabditidae
Source: the annotation of a GenBank genome assembly
AUGAAUUCGGAGCAAAUAUCCGAAUUUCUCUUGGAUUUGGAAAGAACCGUUGGAACAUCGUUUUCUCAGCCAAAGCCGCAAGAACAACAACAACCAUCGAAUGGAAAUGAGAAAAAAGAAGAUUUGGAGCUAUUUCGAAAGUUUUUGACGAAAUCUGCGCCAAAUACUUUAUACGUCAUCAAUUAUAUCAAUUCGAAUUACACUGAUAUUGAUUUGGUGCAAUCGAUUAUUGGUCAAAUUCUCUCGCUUUAUUAUAAAGGUGGAAUUUUGCGACUUUAUGCUCUUCAAUAUGUUCCUGGAUUUAUUGCGCUAUAUUUGUUAGCUUUAUCGAAAAAGCAACAAAAAAGUGCGACACUUUUCGAGACGUUUUUCGUUGCCGUUUAUAAUGAGGAAAUUGUUGUUGAUCCGAAUUCGGAUGUGAAAAAGGUUGAAGAAGUUCGAAUUCCAUCGAUUCGUUAUCCAAGUAUCUAUCACGAUCCUUCAAAAAUGCAAUCACAUUCUGAAGUUUCAACAAUUCGACCAGGAUCAAUUGCGUCAGUAUUGGUUAGUAACUUUUAUUUUGAAAUAUUCAUCUAAAAUCUUUUAUUUUUAUUUUUCAGACUACUGUUCGAAUUGGUCCAUUUCCAACAUAUCCUUUGAUAACUGCAAGUAACAAAUUUGUGGUUCUCAGCCGAAUUCUAAAAUCAAUAAAUCAAUCAUUAUUUGUGGUUUCAUCCGAAGUCGUAUCUCGCCACAUUUGUUUAGCAACAUUAUCGAUUUGUCGAUCGGGUUUCAGUUUUCCAGACACGGGUUUCAAUAAUAAAGUUUUGGAAAAUGAACAAAGUCAGGAAGUGAUUGAAGAUUUUACGAGAAAACCAAGGCAACAUGUAGCCAGUAAUUUAUUAUUAGAAUUUUUGACCGGUUCAUAUUUGGCACUUUUCAAUGGUUGUGCUGAUUUGGCUCUUCGUGCAAUUGAUUCAAUUCAUUUAAGAGCACAAUAUGAAAUGCUUCCCGAAGUAUUGUUAGUUGUUAAUUCGAUUCGGAACUCUCUUUUGGAUAAUCCUUUAUCAAAGGAAAAACGUGGCGAAUUGAUGUGGACAAGACAAUAUAAGGUUUACAUUUUUUCUUGAUUUUUAGAAGACAAAUUUUUUCUAUCCAGGAAAAACGAAAAGACAUGGUGACUAAUGCAUCUCUGCGUAUGAAAAGAAUGCCAGAAGAUAUACCAGUACAAGAGCAAAUCAAAGAAAAAGAGCACUCAAAACUUGGCGAGCUAAUGGAAGAAGGUUUGUCUUUUUUUUCUCGUGGAUUUUUUGAGAAGAAAAAAAACAAGGGAAUUUUUAGGAAUGGAUCAUUUACACGACUUGAAGAAAAAAGUUGUCGGAAUCGGUUUGCAUCACAAAAUUCAUCGAAGAAGGAAAAGUGUGGAACAUGAAGAGGUUUGUUAUGAAAAUAAUUUUAAAAAACUCGAAAUUGACAGGAAACGUGGCAGUCACGUGAAAAAAGCAUUGUUCAAAAUUUAAAUUAUUUUUUUAACUUUCAGACCGAGCUUCAACCAAUCAAAGAGGAAAAACCUUUGGGUGCUGAAUUCUCGUCUUCAGAGGUUGAAUCAACUGCAGAAAAAGAUAUUGUUUUGAAUAGCGAUGAUUUGGAAAGACGAUUGAGAGAUGCGACAAUUGUUGAGCAUGAUUAUCAGAAAGAAUUGGUCGCGAAGGUGAGAUUUAAGAAAAAAUGGGGAAAGUAGAAUACAAAAAAUUGGUUGAAAAACUUUGCCACGUUGAAAGCUUUAUCUUUGCCACGUCAUGUUCUUAAUGUUCUUUCAAAAAAUGUAAAUUUUGUAAAUGCAUUUGAACAAAACACACUGAAAUAACACGACCUUUUCAAAUCGUUCAUAAAAUAUUCAUAAAAUGAAUCCAAAAUAAACUUCUUUUUUUUCUAUUAUUUUUCAAUUAUUUUUCGAUCGAUUUGUUCUUGAUUUUUUCUCACAUUUCGUUUUUACAUUAAAAUUUCUAAUUUUAUUUUCACAGGGAAUCGUUCGAAAUUCACAAGAAGAAGGAGAACACGAUGGUUCAUUUACAAUUGCUGGUUUACGACACAUGGAUAGUGGUAGUAGUACUUUUCGAUCAAUUGAUAAUCCAUAAUUUGAUAUGUAAAAUAAUUAUGCCCUUUUCUUUGCAGAUGAGUUCACCGCUUAUCGGUAG